This is a messenger RNA of Sesamum indicum (sesame), 2909 nucleotides long. Its product is annotated as zinc finger CCCH domain-containing protein 30. Gene Ontology annotation, molecular function: protein binding; metal ion binding. NCBI's taxonomy places the organism in Eukaryota, Viridiplantae, Streptophyta, Magnoliopsida, Lamiales, Pedaliaceae. The record is from RefSeq and is a predicted model, not a curated record.
CAGACACAGACACAGACAGACACAGACACUCACCUAAUACACCUUUUUCUCUCACUACGCCACAGGACAAAACAAGCUUCCCCUCAUUUCGCUUUCUCUCGAUUUUUCUUCUCUCCACCCCCACCUAUACAUACUCUCUCUCUAUCUCUCUCUCCCUGUAUGUAUGUACACAUAGAACUUCACCUUUUUUUCUCUACGAUCUUUGUUUGUAACUUGUAAAUCUAUAGGAUGAAGAUCGGUUUUUCUGUUGCAGAUGUUUUUGUUCUUGUUUUUGGUUUUUUUCCGGUUCAAUUGGUAGAUUGAUUAAUGAGCGAGUGAUAUGAUCCAUUUGCAGAUCUUCGGUGAAAGGUUCGGUUUUGGGGAUCGUUGUUGAUUAGAGUAUGUGCAGUGGGCCGGAACGAUCAAAUUCAAAUUCUUCUACCACCCAAGGGGCUGCUGAUAAAAAAACCAACAACAUGAAAGACUUAAACAAUUUGUCUGUGGAGACGGAGGAUUCCUUUUCAAGUUUGCUUGAAUAUGCUGCGAACAAUGACAUUGAAGCUUUCAAGAGAUCCAUUGAGCUAGACCUGUCUGCGGUUGAUGAGGCUGGACUUUGGUAUGUACGCAAGAAAGGUUUGAAGCAGAUCACCCAGGAAGAAAGGACUCCUUUGAUGUUAGCUGCUACUUAUGGUAGCAUUGAUGUGUUGAAGUUGAUAGUUGCUCUGCCUGAGGUUGAUUUGAAUAGAUCUUGUGGCAAAGACAAGUGGACCGCACUCCAUUGUGCGGCUUCUGGUGGCUCUAUGAAUGCAUUUGAAGUUGUUAAGCUGCUGUUAUCUGCUGGGGCUGAUCCUAAUAUAGAGGAUGUCACUGGACGACGCCCUGUUGAUGUGCUUGUAAUUCCUCCAAAGCUUCCUGGCGCUAAAGCUGCUCUUGAGGAUUUGCUUAUAAACAAUAGUUCUGAUGGAUCAGUUGGUGCGUGCAAUUUACGGGUUUCCUUAUCUAGUUCUAAUGCAUCAUCACCAGUAUUAUCAUCAUCGCCCGAGAGCGGGUCUCCAUGCUCACCAUCUGAUUCUGCAUCUUCUCCUACAGCCCCUAAGUUUAGUGAUACUGCUGUUAAUUCUGUAUCAGAGAAGAAACAAUAUCCCGUGGAUCCAUCUCUACCUGACAUCAGAAAUAGCAUCUACUCAACUGAUGAGUUUCGUAUGUUUUCAUUCAAGGUCAGGCCUUGCUCGAGGGCCUAUUCUCAUGAUUGGACUGAGUGUCCUUUUGUUCACCCUGGAGAAAAUGCUCGCAGAAGGGACCCAAGGAAAUACCAUUACAGUUGUGUACCUUGUCCUGAUUUUAGAAAGGGUGCUUGUAGGCGUGGGGACAUGUGUGAAUAUGCCCAUGGGGUUUUUGAGUGCUGGCUACAUCCUGCCCAGUAUCGAACCAGGCUGUGCAAGGACGGCACAAGCUGUGCCAGACAGGUAUGCUUUUUUGCGCACACCCAGGACGAGCUUCGUCCCUUGUACGUCUCUACUGGAUCUGGUGUUCCUUCUCCGAGGUCAGCAGCCUCUGCAGCUAGUUUCAUGGACAUGGCUGCAGCUUUAAGUCUUUUGCCUGGUUCCCCCACUUCACAGUCUGUUAUGUCUCCUUCUGCAUUCAAUCAAACCAUGUCCCCAUCUGCAAAUGGAAUUUCUCAUUCACCUGCAGCUUGGCCUCAACCAAAUGUUCCCACCCUUCAUCUUCCUGGUAGCAACCUCCAGUCCAGUCGCCUGAGGUCUUCCCUUAGUGCCCGUGACAUUCCACCAGAGGACCUGAAUGUGUUGCGGGAUUAUGAUGCUCAGCAACUGGUUAUGAAUGAUUUGGCAUGUUUUUCACAGCCACGUCCCAGUUCUGCUAUGUUGAAUUGCGCUGGAAGGUCUAAGACAACACUAACUCCUUCCAAUCUUGAAGAGCUUUUUUCUGCUGAGAUCGCCUCAUCUCCGAGAUAUUCUGAUCAGGCAGCGGCUUUUGGUGUUUUUUCUCCCUCACACAAAUCAGCUGUUCUUAAUCAGUUUCAGCAGCAGCAGAACAUUUUGCCACCUAUUAAUACUAAUGUUUUUUCUCCUAGAAAUGUUGAACAUCCUUUAUUGCAGGCUUCUUUGGGUGUCUCAUCUCCACGGAUGUCACCAAGAAGCAUGGAACCAGGGUCCCCUAUGAGUGCUCGUCUCUCGGCUUUUGCCCAGCGUGAGAGGCAGCAGCAGCACAUGCGUAGCCUCAGCUCGCGGGAUCUUGGAUCGAACCGGGUUCCAGUUGUUGGAUCUCCAACCACUACUUGGUCUAAGUGGGGUUCCCCCAAUGGGAAAGUUGAUUGGUCGGUGAGUGGAGAAGAUCAAGGUCAUCUGAAGAGAUCAUCUUCGUUUGAACUGAAAAAUGAUGGAGAAGAACCUGAUUUGUCAUGGGUGCAAUCUCUCGUCAAAGAAUCACCACCUGAGAUGACGGACAAGCCUGCGGCACCUGUUUCUGGUGCUGCGCCAUCCGGUGAGUGUUUGAAAUCAAAUUCUCAAACUGACUCCAUUGAUCACUCUGUUUUAGGGGCUUGGCUCGAGCAGAUGCAACUUGACCAGCUCGUUGCCUAGCAAACAGGACAUGAAAAUUCAUUUUCGGUUAGACAGACAAGACUUUUAGGAAGUAUAUAAAAUUUUUCGGCUCUUUUUUUGGCUGGUGGAAAAGGUGGAAGUCGAAAAGGUAGCAGCAUAAUGCUGGAGUCUGGAAGUUUUAUGGGUACAAUGGAUUUAAUUUUUUCAAAAUAUGUAUUCAACCUUAAAAUCAUUUGUUGAUUAUUAUGACAAUGAGUUUUCAUUUGUUACCUGGGGAUGUACUAGAGAAACCCAGCCAAGUCUGGGCAAUGUUCUUUUGUACUACUCUAUAAUGCUCUAAGGUUAUUUCCCUCUUUUUAUCCCUUUUCA